This is a messenger RNA of Sinocyclocheilus grahami, 734 nucleotides long. Its product is annotated as glycogen synthase kinase-3 alpha-like. Gene Ontology annotation, biological process: regulation of neuron projection development; insulin receptor signaling pathway; negative regulation of TOR signaling. NCBI's taxonomy places the organism in Eukaryota, Metazoa, Chordata, Actinopteri, Cypriniformes, Cyprinidae. Gene Ontology annotation, cellular component: cytoplasm; cytosol; nucleus. The annotation marks the transcript as partial. Gene Ontology annotation, molecular function: protein serine/threonine kinase activity; ATP binding. The transcript has 2 exons. The record is from RefSeq and is a predicted model, not a curated record.
UUCGAGUAUUUUAUUCUAUUGACGGGCACAGUUUUAUUGGUAAGAAAAAAAGAUGUUGCAUUUAUAUUUAUGAGUCCUUGGCGUGAAAAAUUAAUGAAAAGCUAGUCAUUCUCAUGCUGCAGGAUCUAUGCACGUGAAAGCGUUGUUGAACUUCAUUACCCAGAAAACAAUGCGCAUAGAGCGUCACUGUGCGUCAGCUCUGGUUGCCCAGCCACAGGGAAAGAAAGAGGAGGCGCACAGUUUGCUAUUAGAAUAGUUCAGCAAUCUUAUUUUUUUAACGUUUACUGUAGUCUAAAUUGACAUAUCCACUACGCGCCUGGGCCAGUCUACAGGCACAGUUUACCCCCGCUCUGGCACACUUGCAACCCGAAAUGAGCGGCAGCGGGCGGCCCAGGACUAGCUCGUUUGCUGAGCCUCCGGGGAUCUCGGGAGCCGCUGCAGCCGCCGCCGGAUCAGCCGUCGCUGGUGGAAGCUCUUCAGGAAAGACGGGGGGCGCGCAGGCCUCAGGCGGGAGUUCGUCUGGUUUCGGAAACCUAAAGCUGGGCAGGGAUAGUGGGAAAGUGACAACGGUAGUAGCCACACCAGGGCAGGGUCCCGACCGUCCUCAGGAGGUCUCGUACACAGACAUCAAGGUGAUCGGGAAUGGCUCAUUUGGAGUGGUGUACCAGGCCCGGCUCAUCGACAGCCAGGAGAUGGUGGCCAUAAAGAAGGUGCUUCAGGAUAAGAGGUUUAAG